This is a messenger RNA of Sesamum indicum (sesame), 824 nucleotides long. Its product is annotated as putative germin-like protein 2-1. NCBI's taxonomy places the organism in Eukaryota, Viridiplantae, Streptophyta, Magnoliopsida, Lamiales, Pedaliaceae. Gene Ontology annotation, molecular function: manganese ion binding. The record is from RefSeq and is a predicted model, not a curated record.
GCUCACUGUUUGAGAAUACAAUUUCUUGGUUUUCAUAAUUCCUCUGCUAAAACCACAUUUAGUACAUCAUGGCAAAACAAAUCAUCUUAUUCAGCCUGGUAGCCCUGUCUUUUGGCCUCGUUGCAUUUGCCUUUGAGCCAAGUCCAUUGCAGGAUUUCUGUGUUGCAGAUUUCACUACCUCAGCAAGAGUGAACGGUCAUGUCUGCAAGAACCCUGCAUCAGUUCAAGCCAGUGAUUUCUCCUUCAGUGGGCUGCACCUACCUGGAAACACAUCAAACCCGAAUGGUUCCAAGGUCACCCCAGUGGCUGUAGCCCAGCUGCCAGGACUCAACACUCUUGGAAUCUCCAUGGUUCGUAUAGAUUAUGCACCAUGGGGAAUCAACCCCCCCCACACUCACCCCAGAGCCACUGAAAUCUUGACAGUGUUAGAGGGUUCGCUUCAAGUCGGGAUCGUUACCUCAAAUCCCGAUAAUAGCCUCAUCACAAAGACCCUUCAGAAGGGAGAUGUGUUUGUCUUCCCAGUGGGCCUUAUUCAUUUUCAGCGCAAUGUGGGAACUGGAAAUGCUGUUGCUAUAGCUGCAUUGAGCAGCCAGAAUCCUGGAGUAAUCACCAUUGCAAAUGCAGUUUUCGGGUCGAAACCUGGUAUCAGCAGUGAUAUUCUUGCCAAGGCAUUCCAGGUGGAUAAGAGUGUUGUAGAUCAACUCCAGGCCAAAUUCUAGGAAUGAAACAAAAGAAAUCAGUGACCUAUGAUCCAGAUUCCAUAUUUUGUUGCCUUUUUCCUUUUCUUGAUUUGUUUUCUGUGUGACAUGAUUUGUGUGUUUCAA